Molecule: messenger RNA, 19222 nt
Organism: Coregonus sp. 'balchen'
Lineage: Eukaryota; Metazoa; Chordata; Actinopteri; Salmoniformes; Salmonidae
Source: the annotation of a GenBank genome assembly
AUGGAGCUGUUUCAAGCCAAAGACCAUUACAUUCUCCAGAGUGGGGAUCAUGCUCUUUGGUGUAGCCGAAUAGAUGGGACCAUGAAUGUCAGACCUGGUAAGCAAAAUACGUUUGUCAAUUAUUAUUUUUUAUAGCUACAUCAUCUAGCUAUCUCGGACAGCAAAGCCAUAGCUAAAUUACAAUGUCAAGCCCAUGGCAUGAGCAUUUCAUAUUGUCUUUAUUAUCCAAGUUAGCACUGCUAUACACGUUUACAAUGACAGCUAUGUAGGAAACUAUGUAACGUUGAGAAUCUGUGGGUCAGACAGCGCACCUUACUCAAAUUCGAGUGCGUUUCAUUCCAUUUUGGCAUUGUAAUGAUAUAAUUUAUUCCCAACUAUUUAGCUGUCGAGACAAUUAUCCUAACUGCCAAGCCAUUACAUCUUUAUUAUUGCCCUACUUUCAUGUGGAGUGCUGCCCCGUUGACCUGAUAUUUGGAAUAAACAGACACGGUGAUGCUGAUGUUGUGCAGAACUAGGACGCUCGAGGACAACAGUAAAAAUGAUUUAGCAGCAGGGGUUCCAUUUAAAUCAAAUCUAACCAUGAUUCGGGAGAGCAGAUGAUGAUGUCAUUGUUCCAUAUGUUUUGUUUUUUAAAUGUCUUUAAAUAGUGAAGUAUUGAACAAAACAGCUGUUAGGGUUCAUAAUUCUUCCCUCCAUCCAUUCUUCGUCUUUCAUAAGAUUUAUUUAAUAGAUUCCUGUGGCUACAUGGGUAACCAUUCAUUUCCUGAAAUACCACUCAAGCAUCUGGUCCAGUGGUUCCUUAUUUCCUUACACUGGAUUCCACAUAUUCAGACUAGUUAGCUGCUCACUGCUACACACUAAACUACCUUGCUGGACUGCUUCUUGGGAGACGAGCAUAGUUAGGCCAGAUCGCUAGCUCUUGUGCUCCUGUCAAAACACCUCCCCUUCUGUGAUGAGCAAUGCCGGGAAAAUUCAGAGCAAAGCCAGCAGCUGAGCCUGUGAAGCUUGCCUUUCUGUAGUAACAAAAAGGCAGUUGGGAGAAGGAGCAGCCAUUGUGUGUGGAUGUGAAUGAGUACCCUGUGGGCUGGCUGAGGUCACAUGUGUGUGCAGCCAGCCUGAACAGGUUUGGGUUGCACCACUCUUCCAUUAUUUAAUCGGAAAAGGAUUUCUACUCCUCAUUGGGCCUGUUGACACUAGCACUGACAGGAAUUUCCACAAUAUUUCACACUUCUGAACAACUAUGGUGGAGUUUCACCCUAAUGUAAGCGUGUCUGUAUCAUGGACAAACAGAGAGAGGUGUGUAGGGGCAGCCCUUCUUUUCCACCGCCCUGCCCGGACUCCAAUGCUGAGGCCGGUACAUAAAAGUUCUCUGGCUCCAUGGAACAGGAAGAGUUAUUGUCUGAGCUGCCUAGAUGUUCUCCAGUCUCCACCCUCUUUGUCACCCAUUCAUGACUCAACUCUUCAAGGGUGUGUCAAGCAGUUGAAGUCUAGUUCUCUGUUAUAACAAAGUUUUAGUCAGCAGCUUCAGUCAGUUUUCUGUAGGCUAGCUGUGAUGGAGUCAUUUGGCAGUGAUGUAGUCAUGCCUCAGUGCGUCAUGUUACUACACCGUUUUUUUUAAAGAAUGGAAACUCGGACACUAGCUAGGUUUCCAUCCAGGGCCUGUGAUCCUUUAUGACCUGCUUCGGAGGCAAAGAAAUUGUCAUGUAUUCUGCCCAUGUAUUCUCUACAUCAUUUGUACUAUUCUACACAAUUGAUAACACUUGUCUUUUUUAACUGUGAGAAGAAUCUCUUGAUGCAUUAAAUACUUCUGAACUUGGCUGCAUACUGGUGAUGCUCCAUGAUUCCUAACAGUACAAACAGAAACGCUCAGUCCAAGCCUAGCAUGGAAGGUGCAGGAAAUGGUCCACAGCCGUGUGGAAUGUAAAUAUUAUUAGGCUGCAAUCCAUCAACUAGGUGGUCCGUUUGGAAAAUAGGCUUAUAUGCAUGUACUGUUUAUCAUCAAAUAGCUUCAUUGCUCUUAGUGUGUAGAGCUAUUUCUCUUAGAAAAUGUUUUUACUUUGUGUCCACUCCACAAGUCUUUCUUUUCUCUGAUUGUCUCUUCUCUUUUAUUAUUUCAGCAACAGACCUGCUGUUAGCUUGGAACCCAAUGUGUUUGGGCCUGGUUGAGGGUCUCAUCGGGAAAAUACAACUUCAUACAGGUAAGAAUAUGGUGUAGGCCUUGUGCUACAAGUACUGGGCUAUUAACCAACAUUUGACACAACUGGAUAAUUUGAGAUAUGACUUGACAUGUAUGUAUGCUUUUAAAUGUUGCGCAGUGUGGACCCUUGCACAAGACGGCUACUACUGUACCUUUAUUCUCUGAAACCGUGCCUUUCUUCUGUUCUUUAUUCGCUUGAGCUUUUUAUAGCUUUCAAACCUCAUCAGUGGUCCUCAAAUAUACAACACAGAUCACCCCCUAACAAGCCCAAGAAUGUAGCCCUAGGCUAGGCCUGGGGCUUGGCUACAGGCUAGUAUGAGUAAUGUUUGUGCGGUAGAUGCUUUUGGGGCGACUCAUCAUGAAAACACAGAGGAUUACUGGAUCAUUGUGUUGCCUUAAUGAGGUUUUUAGAUUAAUUGUAGCAAGUGCCUCAGCCCUCAUAAAUGCCAAGUCUUUUUUUUCACAUUGGAGAAAAACAGCCUUAUCUACAGUUGAAGUCGGAAGUUUACAUACACUUAGGUUGGAGUCAUUAAAACUCGUUUUUCAACCACUCCACAAAUUUCUUGUUAACAAACGAUAGUUUUGGCAAGUCGGUUAGGACAUCUACUUGGUGCAUGACACAAGGAAUUUUUCCAACAAUUGUUUACAGACAGAUUAUUUCACUUAUAAUUCACUGUAUCACAAUUCCAGUGGGUCAGAAGUUUACAUACCCUAAAUUGACUGUGCCUUUAAACAGCUUGGAAAAUAAUGUCAUGGCUUUAGAAGCUGCUGAUAGGCUAAUUGAUAUCAUUUGAGUCAAUUGGAGGUGUACCUGUGGAUGUAUUUCAAAGCCUACUUUCAAACUCAGUGCCUCUUUUCUUGACAUCAUGGGAAAAUCAAAAGAAAUCAUCCAAGACCUCAGAAAAAAAAUGGUAGAUCUCCAAAAGUCUGGUUCAUCCUUGGGAGCAAUUUCCAAACGCCUGAAGGUACCACGUUCAUCUGUACAAACAAUAGUACGCAAGUAUAAACACCAUGGGACCACGCAGCCGUCAUACCGCUCAGGAAGGAGACGCGUUCUGUCUCCUAGAGAUGAACAUACUUUGGUGCGAAAAGUGCAAAUCAAUCCCAGAACAGCAGCAAAGGACCUUGUGAAGAUGCUGGAGGAAACAGAUACAAAAGUAUCUAUAUCCACAGUAAAACAAGUCCUAUAUCGACAUAACCUGAAAGGCCGCUCAGCAAGGAAGAAGCCACUGCUCCAAAACCGCCAUAAAAAAGCCAGACUACGGUUUGCAACUGUUCAUGGGGACAAAGAUCGUACUUUUUGGAGAAAUGUCCUCUGGUCUGAUGAAACAAAAAUAGAACUGUUUGGCCAUAAUGACCAUCGUUAUGUUUGGAGGAAAAAGGGGGUAGCUUGCAAGCCGAAGAACACCAUCCCAACCAUGAAGCACGGGGGUGGCAGCAUCAUGCUGUGGGGGUGCUUUGCUGCAGGAGGGACUGGUGCACUUCACAAAAUAGUUGGCAUCAUGAGGAAGGAAAAUGAUGUGGAUAUAUUGAAGCAACAUCUCAAGACAUCAGUCAGGAAGUUAAAGCUUGGUCGCAAAUGGGUCUUCCAAAUGGACAAUGACCCCAAGCAUACUUCCAAAGUUGUGGCAAAAUGGCUUAAGGACAACAAAGUCAAGGUAUUGGAGUGGUCCAUCACAAAGCCCUGACCUUAAUCCUAUAGAACAUUUAUGGGCAGAACUGAAAAAGCGUGUGCGAGCAAGGAGGCCUACAAACCUGACUCAGUUACACCAGCUCUGUCAGGAGGAAUGGGCCAAAAUUCACCCAACUUAUUGUGGGGAAGCUUGUGGAAGGCUACCCAAAACGUUUGACCCAAGUUAAACAAUUUAAAGGCAAUGCUACCAAAAUACUAAUUGAGUGUAUGUGAACUUCUGAUCCACUGGGAAUGUGAUGAAAUAAAUAGAAGCUGAAAUAAAUAAUUAUCUCUACUAUUAUUCUGACAUAUCACAUUCUUAAAAUAAAAGUGGUGAUCCUAACUGACCUAAGACAGGGAAUUUGUACUAGGAUUAAAUGUCAGGAAUUGUGAAAAACUGAGUUUAAAUGUAUUUGGCUAAGGUGUAUGUAAACUUCCGACUUCAACUGUAUAUGCUCAUCAUUGUAUUCUUAUGUUGUUUAUUACACUCACAAAGGUGUGCUAAAUGAUUGAGGAAAAGUACUGAGACAUAACUGUGAAAGAUGAGUUAGUCUGCAAGAACUUGUUUACCAUCUGAAAUAAAUGUCAGUUUGACUUGAUAAUGCUGUAACAGACAGUGUUGGAAGUUUGUUCAGAGAGGUAUGUACAGCGCUGGAUGUUCAGUGGAUCCUCACACGCUUUAUAAAAAGGCAAAGCAAAUGCAUUAGAAAGCCUACAUAAUACAUUGGUUUUAGAAGAGAACAGCAUGCAAAUACUUCUGAUUCUAACGAAUCGUGCAUUUUCAUGGGUGAAAUUUCAGUUCGCUUAGCCAGAUGCUAAGCAAGUAUGAAAAUGUAUGCACUCACUAACUGUAAGUCGCUCUGGAUAAGAGCGUCUGCUAAAUGACUAAAAUGUAAAUCCUGUGUGUCACCACAGACUGAGAGAAAACAGCUGAUGAAGUCACACCUAACGGAAUGUGUGGAAUUAUGUGCCUGUGAUGACAUAUCCUUUACCCCUUUUCUGUUGGCAGAUCUUCCUCUGGGUCUCAUACUGAUCCGCCAAAAAAUGCUGGUUGGCCAGAUGCCAGGUGACCACAAAGUCUACAAGAUCACCAAGAUAGCUGUCAUUCCUCUGUCUGAGGAAGAGCCUCUGGAGCUGGAGCUGGAGGUGAGAGACUGUGAUGAGGCCCGUUUUAUCUUGGAGCUUUCUGGAUCUCUGAGCACUCAAGUAGUAUUGGGCCUUUUUUGAGAAGUUUACACAUGCAGCAAUUAACACAUUAAAGUAGCCACUGAUGUGCUAUUGUAGUCUCCUUUUUCAAUCAAGGCUACAGUCAUCAUGAGAUGUAAUGAAAACCAUAGCUAUCAUCUAGGCUGGCUUGAGUUAAAAAAAAAAUAUAUAUAUUUCAAUGUUUCUAGUAAAGUAUCUCGGUUGCCCUGUUUUGAUUGACUCCUUGAGUCAAUAGCAAUGAAUCACCGUUUUAAGAUGGAUAUCACAAUAGUGUUAUUUUGAUCUCAGAGGAAUCAGGAUUUUGCUUAGAUGCCAUUCUUACAGGUGAGCCAUGAUGAUGAUACAGAUACAGAUGAUGAGGAAGUAAGUGAAACAUUUCCAGAGAACGGGAUGUGUUGGAUAAUCAUUUCUCUGGCAUGUUUUUAGAUCCUUGCCCUACGUACUGUCCAUACCACAGAAUGAUUAUUCCAUCCCGUCUAGGUUAGGAAUUCAGUAGCCCUGUGAAGUUGUAUUUAGAGAGUUUUAUAAACCACUAGUUUUGGAUGUUGUUGACUGUUUUUUGGUAGCUUUGAAUUGAUGUAAUUGUUUAGCAAUCUCAUUGAGAGACCCAGUUAACCCAAGGACACCAUACCGAUUAGCUGUCAAUCAACCUAUUAGACAUGUCUACCAGUAUAUUCCCAAUUGUCUAUCAUUCCCUGUACAUACAUUUACAUAUAUUUGGAACACUUUCAUCAUGCACUCAAUUAUAAGGAAGAUUAAUAUCAGAAUGCUUUGGUAUACUCAAUUAGCCUAAGCUGAACUGAAUGAAUGGUAAUGCCUUCAAAUGGUUUAAAAGUGAGUGUAUUACCCAGAGUUCAUAUUGAAAUUCCUGUCACACAUCACUACAGCGGAAGAUGAUGUUGGUAUCUUAACAAUGUACAAUUACAUAGAAAGUGGGAUAGAAAGUCUGUCCUUUUCUUUCAGCUUUGUAAGAAGCAUCACUUUGGGAUCGACAAACCAGAGAAGCUUGCACAGUCUCCAGAUGAGUCGAAGUUCCUGAUGAAAACUCUGAGUCAGAUCAAGUCCAAUGUUGGGGCUCCCACUAAGAAAAAGGUAAUAUAAUAUUUAGUACUGUGCUCAGAUAUCCCAUGUAUUAUCAUCUUACAUACCUGUUGUACAUUUUGGAAUUGAUACAUUUGCUUUUAUUUGUUGUUUUUACAAUAGUACAUUUUUUAGUAACUUUGACAGUAUACAAUGCUUUUUUUGUUCAUUUAAAUUAUUUUUUUCCUUUCCAUAUUUUUAUUUUGCCAAUGUAAUACCAUCUCUGUCCAUGCCCACCACCCAGUAUUCCCCUGCCUUUCAGGUCAAGGAAAACAAAGAGAGGGAACGUCUCGAAAGACGGCUGCUCGAUGAGCUGUACAAGAUAUUCAUGGACUCCGAUUCCUUCUACUACAGCAUGACCUAUGACCUCACCAACACUGUGCAGCGGCAGGGAGACACAGAAAAGUCAAACUUGCCCCUAUGGAACCAGGUUAGGGGUUAUUACUACACUCAGCGCACACAGGUCGCAUUUACUGAGACAUUUACUAAAAUAACCGCAGGCUGCAUUAAAUCGGGUCGGUUUAAGUACAGUAGUAUUUUACCACAUAUAUUUCCUGUCUUUAAGAUCGGUGGUUUAACUGAGCUUCAACAAGUCAAAUGAAGUAACUGAUAAUAGUUAUUUUCAUCUUCAAGGUGGAUGACAGAUUCUUCUGGAACAAACACAUGGUCCAGGAGCUCAUUGAUCUGCAGGUAACUGAUUCAUUUCAAAACUGUUUUGACAGGAAUGGAUAGACUAGAUAUUAAUUUGUGAAUGGUCAGAUAUAAGAGUGCUGAUGGUCAUGGUGCACUAGUGUGGCAGUCACUUCUGCAGAACCCUAUUUGAAUAAUAGGGAAAUGUUUUAGCAAGGAAAGGCUUAGUGGCAGGUAUUAUUGGAGUGAUUGAAUGAAUUGCAUUGUACUCCUUUAAAUCUAUGUUAAAUAUACAGUGGGGAGAAGAAGUAUUUGAUACACUGCCGAUUUUGCAGGUUUUCCUACUUACAAAGCAUGUAGAGGUCUGUAAUUGUUAUCAUAGGUACACUUCAACUGUGAGAGACGGAAUCUAAAACAAAAAUCCAGAAAAUCACAUUGUAUGAUUUUUAAGUAAUUAAUUUGCAUUUUAUUGCAUGACAUAAGUAUUUGAUCACCUACCAACCAGUAAGAAUUCCGGCUCUCACAGAACUGUUAGUUUUUCUUUAAGAAGCCCUCCUGUUCUCCACUCAUUACCUGUAUUAACUGCACCUGUUUGAACUCGUUACCUGUAUAAAAGACACCUGUCCACACACUCAAUCAAACAGACUCCAACCUCUCCACAAUGGCCAAGACCAGAGAGCUGUGUAAGGACAUCAGGGAUAAAAUUGUAGACCUGCACAAGGCUGGGAUGGGCUACAGGACAAUAGGCAAGCAGCUUGGUGAGAAGGCAACAACUGUUGGCGCAAUUAUUAGAAAAUGGAAGAAGUUCAAGAUGACGGUCAAUCACCCUCGGUCUGGGGCUCCAUUCAAGAUCUCACCUCGUGGGGCAUCAAUGAUCAUGAGGAAGGUGAGGGAUCAGCCCAGAACUACACGGCAGGACCUGGUCAAUGACCUAAAGAGAGCUGGGACCACAGUCUCAAAGAAAACCAUUAGUAACACACUAUGCCGUCAUGGAUUAAAAUCCUGCAGCGCACGCAAGUUCCCCCUGCUCAAGCCAGCGCAUGUCCAGGCCCGUCUGAAGUUUGCCAAUGACCAUCUGGAUGAUCCAGAGGAGGAAUGGGAGAAGGUCAUGUGGUCUGAUGAGACAAAAAUAGAGCUUUUUGGUCUAAACUCCACUCGCCGUGUUUGGAGGAAGAAGAAGGAUGAGUACAACCCCAAGAACACCAUCCCAACCGUGAAGCAUGGAGGUGGAAACAUCAUUCUUUGGGGAUGCUUUUCUGCAAAGGGGACAGGACGACUGCACCGUAUUGAGGGGAGGAUGGAUGGGGCCAUGUAUCGCAAGAUCUUGGCCAACAACCUCCUUCCCUCAGUAAGAGCAUUGAAGAUGGGUCGUGGCUGGGUCUUCCAGCAUGACAACGACCCGAAACACACAGCCAGGGCAACUAAGGAGUGGCUCCGUAAGAAGCAUCUCAAGAUCCUGGAGUGGCCUAGCCAGUCUCCAGACCUGAACCCAAUAGAAAAUCUUUGGAGGGAGCUGAAAGUCCGUAUUGCCCUGCGACAGCCCCGAAACCUGAAGGAUCUGGAGAAGGUCUGUAUAGAGGAGUGGGCCAAAAUCCCUGCUGCAGUGUGUGCAAACCUGGUCAAGACCUACAGGAAACGUAUGAUCUCUGUAAUUGCAAACAAAGGUUUCUGUACCAAAUAUUAAGUUCUGCUUUUCUGAUGUAUCAAAUACUUAUGUCAUGAAAUAAAAUGCAAAUUAAUUACUUAAAAAUCAUACAAUGUGAUUUUCUGGAUUUUUGUUUUAGAUUCCGUCUCUCACAGUUGAAGUGUACCUAUGAUAAAAAUUACAGACCUCUACAUGCUUUGUAAGUAGGAAAACCUGCAAAAUCGGCAGUGUAUCAAAUACUUGUUCUCCCCACUGUAUAAUGAACUACUGAAGUUCCUCUUUAUUAAUCUACAUUUGGCAUCACUGUAUAGAGUUUGUUUGUAACUUUUCUUGUUGUGUCGCAGGUUCCAGAAGUGGACUUCUGGGUGACACCCAUCAUCCAGGGCUUUGUGCAGGUGGAGGAGCUGGUGGUGAACUACAACGAGAGCCCAGACGAGGAGAAGAACAGCCCCGACACGCCGCUCCAGGAGCUCGCCUGCGUGGACGACAUCCACCCGCGCUUCACCGUGGCCCUCAUCUCCCGCCGCAGUCGCCACCGUGCAGGUACAGGACAGAGGUCAUGACCAAAUAGCUAGGUUCUAUUUGCAACACUUUGAUAAGCAAAUAUUUCCCUUUUUCUUAAAUAGAACUUGAAUUACUUGAUGAAUAAUAAACUAUAAAUUCUCUUCAACUUACUUAAAAUGUCAGCGAAACUACAUUACUUUCUCACAUAACUUAGUCAGUUAAGCUCAGAUGAUUAUUGGAGGGUGAAUGAAUGAUCAUAGUUUUCCUCUCCCCAAAGGGAUGCGGUACAAACGCAGAGGGGUGGACACAGACGGCCACGUGGCUAACUUUGUGGAGACCGAGCAGCUGAUCCACGUGCACAACCACUCACUGUCCUUUGUGCAGAGCCGCGGCUCGGUGCCUGUCUUCUGGAGCCAAGCAGGCUACCGCUACAACCCCAGGCCUCGGCUGGAGAAAGGUCAGUGGGAAAUUUCCAAUCCAAAAUAAUGCCUUGGGAAUAAUGGGUGUGUUUGUUUUAAGCUCGCCUAGUCCCCCGGGUGGGUGGAGUUUUUUUCUUUUUAUAACUAAUGGAAUUGUCUUAAAUGUGCAAACUCCGCCCACCCAGGACACUGGGCAAGCUAAAACGAAAGCACGUGACCCCAUCAUAUACUUUUCCCGUUAUAAUCAUCACUACUUGUUGAGUUUAUGUGCAAUUUCCAGAUUACUUUUUUAGAUCAUCUGUAUGACAGGGAUUGUUUUCCUUACAAUGUACUGUCUGAUUUGUCAGGAGAGAAGGAGACCAUUCCUUACUUUGCGGCUCACUUUGACGAACAGCUCAACCUUUACAAGAAGCAGGUGAGAAGCAUAUGCCUUAUAGCAUUGGUAUUACUUUGAUUCUUUAGAGUCUAAGAUGUUGGGGGGGGGGGGGGGGGUGCUAAGCUGACAUGGAAUUGUUUUAAGAUGGUCAUACUAUGGAUCGUUUAGCUAUUUGAUUUGGAAUUUUAGAAUCCCUUUAGGUAUAACAAAAAUCAUAAGAAACAAGGUUUUGAAGUGUCAUAUAUUUAACCCUUUUUUUUGGGUAGGCACAAAACUACCUUCAUACUAACAUAAAAAAAUUGUUUUAACCCGUACUGGUUACCUUCAGACGAGUCCCGUGACACUUGUCGGGUCGUACUUGUCGGGGUGAGAAUCUCCCAUUUCCAUAAAGUGGUCAUAAUGGUUUGUAGGUCAAACCGUUCGGACGCUACAGACGUUUAUGUGAGAAGACCGAUUUUCGGGAUGUCUCAUGGUCUGACAAACCCCGCUCUAGCUCUGCCACCUUUCACCACAGAUGCGGAAAUGCGAUACUGGCGGAUGCGGUGGAUUGAGACGCAUCCAAUGCAAAAAAGAAAACGAUAUCUCUAGCUUAAACUGACAGAUUUGGAUGGGGAUUUUUUUGUUAUGUAACUUAGAUUGGUGUGUCAAUCGUCUCUAGGGGUUUAAUAUCAAUACCAAAGUUUGAGUUUUCAUUGAACUUACACUUAUCUACGGAAAGACUAUAGUAAAGCAAUUUACCACUGUUUUCCCUUGUUUUGACAGGUCAUCAUUAACUUAGUGGACCAAAGUGGGCGUGAGAAGAUUAUUGGCGAUGCAUAUCUCAAACAAGUCCUUCUAUACAACAAUCCUAACCUGACAUAUGUCUCUUUUGACUUCCAUGAGCACUGGUAAGAAAAUUGCUGCACAGAAACAAUCUUGACAGCACAGAUAAUUUAAUCGAAUAAGUAAAUCUAAUGAGGAAAGAAUAACCUAAACUACAAUCCUUGUAUUUAUUUAUUAUAGUAUGCACUUUCCCUGUAUAUAUUUAAUUGGUCUUCUGUCUCAUCAGUCGAGGGAUGAAGUUUGAGAAUGUGCAAACGCUGACGGAUGCCAUCUCCGAUAUUAUUGCAGACAUGAGAUGGGGCUGGUAAGUGUGCGAGUGUCAUCCCAAGCCCAAACGGAGACUAUUUUUAGUGCAAGUAAAAAUCCUCAACUAAUCAGUAAUUGAUAGAACAUGUGGCUCCAUAUCCCCAUGCAAUCACAGUGUAUGUUCCUCUGUCAGGGUGGACCAGGCAGGAGUCAUCUGCCACCAGGAGGGCAUUUUCCGGGUGAACUGCAUGGACUGUCUAGACAGGACCAAUGUAGUCCAGGCUUCCAUUGCUCGUGCUGUAAUGGAGGCACAGGUGAGAUAUCUCCCCACUUUCAACAUGUGUCAACUUAAAGCUGAUGAUGUCAUAACAUUGCAUUUCCUAGUGCACUAAUACAGAUUUGAACUAAAGUCUCUGGUUUGGACACAUGGUAUACAUAUCAGAUGAAAUAUUAAGGUAAAAGACAAACUGUAAAAAAUAUGCUUUGGCAACCUGACUGAUGGUUAACUGUAUGCCUCUGCGUCCCUCAGCUGAAGAAACUGGGUGUGAUGCCCCCUGAGCAGCCUCUGCCCCUCAAGUGCUACAGGAUCUACCAGGUCAUGUGGGCCAACAACGGCGACACCAUCAGUAGACAGUAUGCCGGUACGGCUGCCCUCAAGGUAACAUCAUUUGCAUGUGUAAAGUUUAAGCUAAUAUUAGGGUUACAUCUUACAACAGUAUACCGUCUUGUUUCUCCACAGAUGCCUUCGCUGCCUGGGUAAAUGUAUCAAGUAAUGAAACAUAUUUGCUCAGUCUUGUUUAACUACCAAUUAUAUGAGGCCUCGUCAAUUUGCAGGGAGAAAUGUACCUCAGGAGGACGGCGAAAAGGAGGAGGAGUCCUCCAGCCUCUUAUUUUGUCUGCGGCUUAGAUUAGCAUGUAAUGCGUGAUAUAUAACCAUGGCAUAACAUGUGAAGAUAAGCACAUUUUCUGCAUUAUUUAUGGAAAUCACCAUUUUGUUCUUGUAUAAUGGCCUGAUCAGUGUUUUCCACUUGCGUCGACUAUACAGUCGAUAACAAACUCAUUUUCAGCCGGGUACUUUUUCCACGUAAAUUAUCUAGGCUACUUUUUUUUUUUUACACUUCGCAAUUCAGAAAAAAAGUCAUCCCAGCCCUCUCCCGCUAGAUUGAACCAUAUUCAUUAACUAGGCUUUUCAAUUCGCAAGUCAGGAGGAAAAGUCGGCCGAGUCCUCUCCCGCUGGAAUGAAAGAUAUGCAUCUUCUAGCGAUCUAUUGAUAGGACAGGUGCCUGUCAGUCACAAAGUGAGUGAUGACAGGGAAACACACUUCUGGUUUGACAGUCUGCUGUCUGUCCGGGUACCUGGGUGUCUGUUGUAUACGCUGUGUUUGCAGUCAAAUGUAUUUACACAGAGGGAGAAGGCAUGAUGCUCCUUUAUCGUCUAUGUGAGUCAAUUUGCACGUCCCACAUAAUGUGGUAACGAUGAAUCGAAAUCCACUUAGCCUAUUGUUUUCUGGCACAUUCAUUUUUCUUUUGCGUGUUUCUUAUGCAGCCACGAAGUGUUGGCGCAUAGGCUUACUGUGAUUUGGUUGACGAAUAGCAAGCUUGUCUAGUUUAUAAAUGGUGUCUAACUGACCGAAUAAAGUCGAUCUCAUAUUUCCUUGCCAUUCAUCAAUCUUACAAAGUAGUUAUAUGUCCAUGGUAUCGCAUCGGGACAAGUAAUCUAAAGAUCUUGUUUGUAUUUUUGAUAUGAAGUCCAUCAGGACUUGCCAGACAUUGACGUUAAAGUGAGUGACUCGUCAGUAGCCUACCGAAUCACAUCCGUAAGAGAGCCGUUCAUUUGGCUCCCUAAUUUGUAUACUGGUAGGCUUUUUGCCGAUUAUCUGCAGAUAAAUUAUGAAAACAUUCGAUGAAGAUGGUGACUCCUCCUCACUGCAGGAACAAUAGGUAGGCUAGUGGAGUGAUCGCCUCACUCUGGUCCAAAAUAUGAUAAAAGAAAACAGAUGUAAUUGUUUUAAAAGCUAAUGAUACUUAUAUGGUAUUUUCAAAGAUAUUGAUAUACUGUAGGUCUACUGAUUUAAUCAGUGUUGACAAUGGAGUAGUCAACUGCUGCUUUCUGUGUAGCAAAGCCCUGCUUCAUUCUAACACCUGCUUCAUUCUUCAAUCAUACCUGUAUUGCAGAUAGCUGAGAAAAUGCCUUAAAAGGAAGCUUGAAGCCUGUGGAAGUCAGCAGACUCUUACAAGAUUCUUUAAGAAGAAAUCUGUGGGUCAGUUGUUAAUCAAGUAUUUUUUAGAAUAAAUGACAUGCUGCAAUUCACAAAGAGAGUUGCAAACACUUGUUGAAAUAUUUUGACUAAUUUAACUAAUGUCGUAUAAUCUCUUCUCUGAACACAUAUAGACCCAGAACUUAAUUGAGCAUCAGUUCUGUUUAUUUAGACUCAUUUUUCCAUUAGAAAACGUUUAUUUAUUUUUUCAAGAUAAUUUGGGCUACGUACUUCAUUUUUCUGUUUUAAUAAAAUACAUAACUUGAAGAACAAACAUAAUUGUGGCAAUUCAUAUCUUGCAGUAAAAUGCUGUAUUUUCAAGAGAAGACAGGUUAAAUGUUAAAAAAGGUAUAAUGUUCUCUUACUUAGAAAAUAGUCCUGAUCAUAUAGGCCUAGACGAUAUCCCCCAAAAACGAAUUCAUACAUUUUCAGGAAUAUUUAUUGUAAACACAAUACCACAACAAAUGUUUCCAAUCUGGGAGGUAAACUCAAUAAAGUAUUCAAUAAUUUCACUGUGUAUUUCGGAUGGAAUCAAGGCAUUAGAAUGUACCAGAGGCCACCAAAAUAGAGCUAGUUCGGCAAAAAGAUCAUAACCGGGGGAUCCUGGCUGGAUACUUUUUCUAUUUGGCUGGCUACUCCAUGUGCUUGUGGAAAACACUGCUUGUGAAAAGGCUGUUCUUAAGGGAGUAAACUCAUUUUUAAAAAGGCAGUCGCAUGAAAGGCUAUUUGUACUGGUUUAACUUAAAAGCCUAGUGCAGUCAAUUCUGUUUUGUAUCAUAUUGUACAACAGCUGAUGAAACUAACACUGUAAAAGUGACUUUUCUUUAUCAGUGUUAUUUCCUGAUAGUUGCUGGUUGAAAAUAAAAUCUACACAGGACUUUCUAAUCAGCCUGUUUUGAACGGGCGGGAGUUUCAGCUUGCCUGGUGACAACACCAGGCGGUAAAUUGGUUAAUAGACCAAUAGCAAAGAGUUCCAAACCUCUCUGCCAAUAACGGCUAGUUUUUUUUGUUUGGCCCUUCCCACUCAGACCACUCCCAGACAGUCCUAGCUAAAUUCUUGUUUGAGAAUUUUUGUAGCUAAAAAACUAUUUUUGUCAAUUUUAAUGGAAAACUAGUACAGUAAGGUACAAAUAUUGAUACCCAGAAAUGAUUUUAUAUUGAUAUAAAAACGGCUGCAUUGGGCCUUUAAGAUAAUUGUUGUGCAGACUGAAAGGGGGGGAAAAUGAACAAUGUUUACUCGACACAGCCCUAAGCCAGGAAGAGUAUAAACGGGAUCAGACGGUGACUGCCAUAUCUCGCUUGUUUUUAACAUGCUCUGUCUGUAACCCAUUAUCCGUUAUAAAGGGAGACUUCACCAGAACGGGGGAGAGAAAACUGGCUGGGGUGAUGAAAGACGGCGUGAACUCAGCCAACCGUUACUAUCUGAACCGCUUUAGGGACGCAUACAGACAAGCAGUCAUUGGUAAGGAAAGACCUGUAAUACUUUACUUAAAGCCUGCAGGUACAGUGGGGGAAAAAAGUAUUUAGUCAGCCACCAAUUGUCCAAGUUCUCCCACUUAAAAAGAUGAGAGAGGCCUGUAAUUUUCAUCAUAGGUACACGUCAACUAUGACAGACAAAAUUAGAAAAAAAAAUCACAUUGUAGGAUUUAUAAUGAAUUUAUUUGCAAAUUAUGGUGGAAAAUAAGUAUUUGGUCAAUAACAAAAGUUUCUCAAUACUUUGUUAUAUACCCUUUGUUGGCAAUGACACAGGUCAAAUGUUUUCUGUAAGUCUUCACAAGGUUUUCACACACUGUUGCUGGUAUUUUGGCCCAUUCCUCCAUGCAGAUCUCCUCUAGAGCAGUGAUGUUUUGGGGCUGUCGCUGGGCAACACGGACUUUCAACUCCCUCCAAAGAUUUUCUAUGGGGUUGAGAUCUGGAGACUGGCUAGGCCACUCCAGGACCUUGAAAUGCUUCUUACGAAGCCACUCCUUCGUUGCCCGGGCGGUGUGUUUGGGAUCAUUGUCAUGCUGAAAGACCCAGCCACGUUUCAUCUUCAAUGCCCUUGCUGAUGGAAGGAGGUUUUCACUCAAAAUCUCACGAUACAUGGCCCCAUUCAUUAUUUCCUUUACACGGAUCAGUCGUCCUGGUCCCUUUGCAGAAAAACAGCCCCAAAGCAUGAUGUUUCCACCCUCAUGCUUCACAGUAGGUAUGGUGUUCUUUGGAUGCAACUCAGCAUUCUUUGUCCUCCAAACACGACGAGUUGAGUUUUUACCAAAAAGUUCUAUUUUGGUUUCAUCUGACCAUAUGACAUUCUCCCAAUCCUCUUCUGGAUCAUCCAAAUGCACUCUAGCAAACUUCAGACGGGCCUGGACAUGUACUGGCUUAAACAGGGGGACACGUCUGGCACUGCAGGAUUUGAGUCCCUGGCGGCGUAGUGUGUUACUAAUGGUAGGCUUUGUUACUUUGGUCCCAGCUCUCUGCAGGUCAUUCACUAGGUCCCCCCGUGUGGUUCUCGGAUUUUGGCUCACCGUUCUUGUGAUCAUUUUGACCCCACGGGGUGAGAUCUUGCGUGGAGCCCCAGAUCGAGGGAGAUUAUCAGUGGUCAUGUAUGUCUUCCAUUUCCUAAUAAUUGCUCCCACAGUUGAUUUCUUUAAACCAAGCUGCUUACCUAUUGCAGAUUCAGUCUUCCCAGCCUGGUGCAGGUCUACAAUUUUGUUUCUGGUGUCCUUUGACAGCUCUUUGGUCUUGGCCAUAGUGGAGUUUGGAGUGUGACUGUUUGAGGUUGUGGACAGGUGUCUUUUAUACUGAUAACAAGUUCAAACAGGUGCCAUUAAUACAGGUAACGAGUGGAGGACAGAGGAGCCUCUUAAAGAAGAAGUUACAGGUCUGUGAGAGCCAGAAAUCUAUACUUAAUACUUAUUCUAUACUUAAUACUUAUUUUCCACCAUAAUUUGCAAAUAAAUUCAUAAAAAAUCCUACAAUGUGAUUUUCUGGAUUUUUUUCUCUCAAUUUGUCUAUCAUAGUUGACGUGUACCUAUGAUGAAAAUUGCAGGCCUCUCUCAUCUUUUUAAGUGGGAGAACUUGCACAAUUGGUGGCUGACUAAAUACUUUUUUCCCCCACUGUAUAAUGCAUUAUGAUGCAGUUGUAAUUCAUUCUAAGACAUGAAUAUGUAUGACCCCCUUAUAAUGUCUUAUUAUCAUCUCAUAAGGAUCCUGACUAAAUAUCAAUAGCCAUUUUUAGUCAGUUAAAAAUAUUAAACAUAGAGACAUAACAUAUUAUAAGACAUUAUAGGUUCAUACAUGCUUAUAACAAGUUAAAAAGCAUUAUACCUGCAGGCACUAAGUACAGUAAAGUGUUAUCAAAAUGGAUUCCACCCUCAGUCUCAAAACCGUGACUCAGUCCUAAUCAGUUUAGUCUCAAGAGUGACUCAACCAUCCUUGUUCAUCCCCUCCUCUCCCCUCUCUCUCUCUCUCCAGACCUGAUGAUGGGGCAUCCUGUGACGGAGGACCUAUACUCCAUCUUCAGUAAGGAGAAGGAGCAUGAGGAGAAGGAGAAGGAGAGCCAGAGAGUAACCCAGGAGCAGGUCAGCCUCCUGCUGCAGACCUACAUGCAGCUGCUGCUACCCGAUGAUGAGAAGUUCCAUGCGGGCUGGGCCCUUAUCGACUGUGACAUGAGGUUAGUACUGGAACCAUCCACAAAUCAAAACUCCAACUUUAACACUGAAACCCUUUCGAAUAAAUUUGCUCUCAGUUUGUUCUCCCAACACUUUGUGAGCUAGCGUCAAUUCAGUUCAACUUUACUUAUCACCUCAGGAGCAAUUAAGACACCCUUCAAAAAUCAACACCUUGAAAGUGUUUAUUCCUCAAUAAAUUGUUAAUGUGGAAAGUUAAUGUUUCUCCUCAUCAGCCUUAUAGAUGCAACCAGCAAAGAUGUGGAUGUUCUCAUGCUGCUAUCCAACAGUGCAUAUUACGUUGCCUAGUAAGUGCCUGGAUUUAUUACAGAACAGUGAUAAAGAGUCAAUUACAUGUAUUUUAGCUGUUCCUUAUAUAAUUCUGUUUAUUUGCUUUUGUUUGUACAGCUAUGAUGAGGAAGCUGACAAAGUCAAUCAGUACCAGCGCCUCAACUUAGAAGGUUUGGAAAAGAUUGAAAUAGGUGAGGAGUGUUUCUAGAGGAAUAGAGCUCCACCAAGUGAACAUUCCCAAAUGUAGACCGGGUCUGAAGCAGUCCUUCACAGCUUCAUGAUUUAUUUUACACUGUAAAGCUGCUAAGCACUUUAGACAUGGUUUUAACUAUUGUACACAAAUUCUGAAUGAUGCGACGACUAUUUUUUGGAUUUACCAUAAACAUCUUAGUUACUCCUGAAUAAAGCUCACAACAUGUCCUAUGUGUUCUUUUGUAGGCCCAGAACCCACUCUGUUCGGGAAGCCCAAAUUCUGCUGUAUGCGUCUACACUACAAUAAUGGGGAGACAAGUGGUUAUUUUCACACAUUAAGGGCUGUCACAAGGAAUCCUGAGGAUGAUGGUAAAGGUAUGGGAAGAUGAUUUAUUUCAUAAAACUGUCAGCAUAAAACGAAUUGACUGUGAAGAAAACCUGGUAUAUUGGAAGCACACUGCCUGUAUAUCCCCCAAAUAACCUGAAUUCCUUGUCCUGACAUCCAUUGUGGGAAUGAUUCAUUUGAUUUCAGACAUGUUACAGUGCAUAGCGGAGAUGCUUCGCAUAACUAAGCAAGCCAUGGGACUUGACCUGCAGGUGAUUGAAAAGAAACUGGAGAGGUGAGUUGGAAUGCAUUAUCACUCUUUUAGAUCUUCAGAAUAUUCUUCUCUCGUAGUUCAGUUUGUAAUAUCCCUUUCACACAGGUUUUACAAAAAUAAUUAUAAUUGACAUGGAUGUGCAUGUUAAACAGAUGCCCUGGCUAAAAUACUAAGACUGUAUAUUGUUUCUUUACAUUUACAUUUACAAUGUAAAGUCUGAGUAUUUUAGCUAGGGCUUCUGUAUAUCAUGCAUGUCAAUUAGAUUAUUAUAAUUUUUUUAAACCUGUGUUGUCAAUCCAUUUGUUUCAGGAGGCACAGUAAACCUCACGAGGACAUCAUGGGCAUCCAGGGCAGACAUCCAGACCAGGUCCUGGGCAGCUCUGGUCUGGCUCAGGGCAAGAGCUUCCUCCUCAACAAGUUCUCCUCCCUCAACCAGAGGGUGAAGAAGUCCAACGUCAACAUGGGCUCCUUCAAGGGGAGGCUGGGCAACACCUUCUCCACCAAGCCUGACAUGAAGGUGAACUUUCUGAAACCCACCAUGGGGGUCACUCUCUGGAAAUCUGAUAGCAGCUUGGAGACGUCGGACGGGGCCAACAUCGGCCCGGCCCUGAAGGACCUCUGUGACAACCACUCGGAGAUGUCAUCGGACUCGGACUCCUACAACUCGGACGAACACCUGCGCUCCAGCUCCCUGGAGAACGUGGACUAUGUGCUGCCCAGCUGCGGCAUCGUGGCGUCGGCUCCGCGACUAGGCAGUCGAGGCAGCAUGGAGCUCAACAUCCGGGUGACUGGCUGCGACAGUAACAGUAAGCAGGAGGUUCCUGAAGACCAGUCCCCCGGGGCUACCUCAGAGGCUGAGGAGGCCAUCCUGAUAGACUUUGGAACACCCAUUGACGCCUAUUGCCACCAAUUCAUCCAAGAUGCGCAGACCAAACCUGUGGCGGUGUUUGGGGAGCAGGUGGCUUGUUGCGUCCCCACACAGAACCCACAAGUCCCUCCACAUGCUAAAGGGCCCGCUGGCCCCAGACGAACACCCAGGUUCAGAUCAGCAGGUGCAUGAGGAGCAGCUCCAGCUCCCUCCCAGGCCAUCCCAGCUAGACGUCGCCUCUGGCCCCAAUCUCCUGACCGUCCAGAAGCCUAACUCUGCAGCUUCCGGCAGCUCCCAGAGGAGCCUGGGCUCUCAUAUGGAGGGCAGCCUGGGCCCCUCACCCGCCGACAGCAACGGCAGUCGCGUGGUCUCCCCCUUUGCCAAGAUCAAGAGCUCCAUGGUGCAGGUGGCCAGCCUGACACAGGCUGGACUCACCCAAGGCCUCAACUUUGCUGUGGCGAAGGUGCAGAAGAGCCCAGAGCCAGAAAUGGCCGCUCUCAACGAGACCCAAGAGAACGAGCUGAAGGCGAUGUUUACACAGUGCCAGACCAGGAUCAUACAGAUCUAG